AUGGCGAAUCUUCUUCCUAGGGAUUCUUCAACCUACAAGGUCAGAGACUUGGAGAUCAUUGUUUGGACUGAACUCCGAGUUCCUCCGAGCGAGGAGUUGGAUACUCACCAAUGGACUGGACACUUUCAGCCAUUGGUCCAGGCUUCGGGUCACCACACCUCUUUGUGGGCAAGAAUUCGAGAGCGCCCUAAUAUAGUCCUUCUGGUAACAUUAUGGAAGAGCCAAGCAGACCUAAGGAAUUUCACAGUCUCCCCCUGCGCCCAGAUCUUCUGGGAAAACCUUGCAGGCAGAGGAGUAUCACGCCUAGCUUCGCAUGAGACCAUUUAUCGCGAUAACUGGUUUACUUCUCUACAGCAUUCAUUCAUUCAGUUAUUCUGGGUCUAUUUUCCGGCCCCUGUAGACGAGGCACAGCUGGCCCGGAUUUCAGAUCCAAAAAAAAGAGGUCUUCGUCCACCAGCUACGGGGCCUGGAAUCCCCCUUAGUCACCGGCCCGCAAGGCAUAUUCCGGCGCAAGAAUGGGCAACUCAAACAGAAUUUUUGCAUGACCAAGAAGUCCAGUUAAUGCUGUGGCCGCAUUUCUGGGGGGAUGAAAAGAAGGCCGAAUGGAGGAACGGUCCUACAUUUCUGAUGAUACCUGGGACUGCUUGUGUAAUGGGGACUCAAACUAGAAUGGAAGCUUUUAGGACCCUUUUGGAAGAACUAGGUUCAAUAGAAUGGAAAGAGGAGUUUUGUGAAUUCGAACAACUUCCUCGUGUUUGA
Messenger RNA from Penicillium canariense, 759 nucleotides. RefSeq lists its product as uncharacterized. NCBI's taxonomy places the organism in Eukaryota, Fungi, Ascomycota, Eurotiomycetes, Eurotiales, Aspergillaceae. The transcript has 2 exons. The record is from RefSeq and is a predicted model, not a curated record. Bases 1 to 759 code for a protein of 252 amino acids.